Zophobas morio is the source of this 644-nucleotide messenger RNA. RefSeq lists its product as uncharacterized. The record is from RefSeq and is a predicted model, not a curated record. NCBI's taxonomy places the organism in Eukaryota, Metazoa, Arthropoda, Insecta, Coleoptera, Tenebrionidae. Bases 1 to 480 code for a protein of 159 amino acids. Gene Ontology annotation, biological process: positive regulation of voltage-gated potassium channel activity; regulation of synaptic transmission, cholinergic; sleep. The transcript has 2 exons.
AUGUCAUACUGGCUGUCAGCAGUUUUUAUUCUUUGUGUUGCGUUGCUUCAAACUAGGGCACAGGCUCCUCAAGAUCCUGGACUGAUACAAAGUAUUAAACCUAAUUUUGAUGCCGUUAAGGGAUUGAUAUGCUAUCAGUGUAAAUCUGUGAGCAAUGAACUGCAACCCUUAUGUGAUAAGACUAUAUUUAAACUAGCAACACCAGAAGAGAAAUAUAACAUGUCUUUGCAGUGCCCACAUUACCAGGGGAGUUAUUGCUUUACUAAAGUUAGCAAACGUGGUAAACAAACUGAAACGACAAGAGGCUGCAGCGGACCCACUGACAAGAACGGUAAUUUGAUGAAAGUUGGCUGCAUGACCACAAAAGAUCUUGUACUGUGCUUAUGUGACAAGAAAUUUUGUAACAAAGCUACACCCACACUUUUGAGGAAAAUAAGUGUUGUUUUCGUUUUGGCUACCAUGUUCACGAUUUUAGUGUAGUAUUUACUACUAGUUCCUAGGUUCUUUUAUGUUGACCAACUUUGUAUUUGCUUUAUUAGGUAACACCACUUUUGAGUUGUAACGUUUUAAUUAACAAUACACGAAGUUUAUGAAUUUGAUUGUUGCAGACAAAUAUUGAAAAUUAUUUUGGCCUCAAAAAGAAU